CACUCAACGGUUCAAUUGUCUGUAUAGAGUGCGGUAUAAAAGAGAAAUACGGUGUUAUGGUAACGUCCGUGAUUUCUGAGCUGAAAUAGAGUAAUGAUUAGCGGUUGCUGUGUUGUUUGUUACUUGGAAUGCAGACUUAAAUCGUGAGGCAUCUUUAUAACUUGACAAACUCGAAUUAUUUCGUUUCAUCGUGUUGAUUUUAACGCAAAAGGCGCUACAAGAUGCCCGAAGCUGGAACAGACAUGAAUAUGGACCGACUGUUUGAGCUGAAAACACCAGCUUGUGUAGGCACGGAAAACAUCCCACCUCCGUCUUUGUCCAGUGGUCCGUCAGGAGACAUCCUUCGCAACUUUUACCACACGAAAAGAGUUGGAAAUUACCUCAUCGGCAGGAAGCUAGGAGAAGGCUCUUUCGCCAAGGUGCGCGAGGGGCUGCACGCGCUCACUGGAGAGAAGGUUGCAGUGAAAGUGAUUGACAAAAGAAAGGCCAAGAAAGACUCCUAUGUUACCAAAAACCUGCGCAGAGAGGGUCAAAUCCAACAGAUGAUCCGCCACCCCAACAUUACACAACUGCUAGACAUCCUGGAGACAGAAAACAGUUACUAUCUUGUGAUGGAGCUCUGCCCAGGAGGAAACCUCAUGAACCACAUCUACGAGAAGAAGCGACUCGAUGAAAGGGAGGCACAGAAGUACGUCCGCCAGCUAGUCAUGGCUGUGGAGCACCUGCAUAGGGCUGGGGUAGUACACAGAGACCUGAAGAUUGAAAAUCUUUUGCUGGAUGAGCAAGACAACAUCAAGCUGAUCGAUUUUGGACUUAGCAACUGUGCUGGAAUCCUGGGAUAUUCAGACCCUUUUAGCACACAGUGUGGCAGCCCAGCCUAUGCCGCCCCUGAGCUGCUCUCAAGGAAGAAGUACGGCCCCAAAGUAGAUGUCUGGUCAAUUGGCGUCAACAUGUAUGCCAUGCUCACUGGCACCCUUCCUUUCACGGUGGAGCCAUUCAACCUCAAAGCACUGCACCAGAGAAUGGUGGACAAAGACAUGAACCCUCUGCCUCCAUCAAUUUCCUCAGCUGCAGUUAGUUUACUGAAGAGCCUUUUGGAGCCAGACCCUGCCAAAAGACCUAACAUCCACCAAGUUAUGGGUGAUUCAUGGCUACAGUUGGGAAACCCACACACAGGAAUCCCUUACUUAAACAGGAUUCAUAUUGAGGAGAUCAACCACACGGUUCUUCUGCAUAUGACCGAACGAAUGGGUUACAAGCACAGCGAAGUCCUUAGUGCUGUGCUCACUAACCGAGCUUGCCACACUCUUGCCGUCUACUUCCUCCUUAACAAAAAAAUGAAAAGACUCUCCAAAGAGUACAGGGAAAAACAGUACAGUAUGGAAAAGGAGAAAAAGAGUGAGCUGUUCCAGACCCAGUGGCGGAAACACAUUGAGAAGGUCACCAUUCCGCCAAAGCAGACACCAGUCUAUUUGGCUGUGAGCAAAGGCGCCACCAAAGAAAAGAAACAGAAAACAGGGCUUCUUAAAGCAAUGACUGGCCUGAAGGAUGCUUACUCAAGACAGGGUGGCUGCAUUGCCUCCUCCUCAUUAGAAUACCUAGAAAUCCACCCUCUGUUUCCACAAACAUCUCAAGGAGGGCGGCACCUUGAUGCCAAGCCACCCAAGAAAGACGGCCCAAGAGCCGUGGAUGUGCCUGCGCGGCCUCCUUCGUCUCUUGGUGCACAUUCCUGGGCAUCAGCAAGCAAAGAGCCUAGCAAAGAUGACCCACCAUCACCCUGGUACAAGCUCACCAAUGGAGCUCUCCUGCCACCACGACAUGUUUCUGCUUUCCACACACCAGACACCUCCUACCUCAAAAAGGCCACUAUCCCCAGUGUACCGGUGGUCAUUGUAAAACCCCAGCCCAAAAGUAGUCCCCCCAGCACAGAUCGGCACAGCAAACCCGAGGGAGGAAGCAGUGGGAGCAGCAGUGGGGCAAGUAGUGGAGGCAGCAGUGGCAGCAGCACUGAGGAGCCCAGCAGCCCACAGCAUCGUUCUAAGUUCCCUUCAAUGGGCAUUGGACAGAUUUUGAAAAAGAAAGUUCAACCCUUUGCCUUUCCAGCACCUCUGUUCAGGCCCGAGCCGGCCAUAGAGUUAGAGUCGCCGACUCCAUACCACAUGCAGACUCUACUGUGUGCCUCUGGGGCACUCAAGACUCUGUGCUGAUGACAAAAGAAUAUUUGAACUUAUGAUCUUAGGAAGUUGCUGUUUCACAUCCAGAUCUUAAGAACUGUCAUGUUCUGAAGUAAACAUACUUUUAAAACAGAAACUGUAUGCAGUAAAGUGAUAUUUAAAUACCACUGAUUUUUAUUCCGUUUCGAAGCACCAGGGCUUCCAAAGUGGCGGGGUAAUAGAACUUGAAUCCUCUGGGGAGUGAGCUGUCCUUGAUAUGCACAGAUAGAUGCCUGGGCACACCCCAACUCCAAGCACUGUGUUUUUAAUUACCUCUAAUGUGGCCUAUUGGUCACAGACUAGUAAUAUUUACAUUUUACUGCAAACACCACUUAAGGAUCAUAUAAAGACUUUCAUAAAACCACAUAUUUUUUCAGUAGAAGAUGCUGCAUCACUGCCACUUCACUAUGUUCCUCAGAGUGUCUGUGAAGCAAAUCAUCCUGAGAUUGCUUUAUGAUUUAGUGACGCAAGUGAACUGUCCCUGCAUUUCCACCUCACAAGUUACAGACUCUCAGGUCUACUUCACAGAAAAGAAAAUCUCCCCCUGAGUCUUGCUGUGAGUUACUGUCACCACUAGCUUUUUGCUUACCUUGAAAGAGAUUGUGGAACUUUUGUAUAGCCUUAAAUACCACGUAUUAAAGCCGUUUGGUCAAAAUCGGGCCAGUCAGAAGUAAUGUUACGUUGUGUAUCCUGUGUGUUAUCACUCUAAAUAAAAACAUGUAUUUUGGGGAGGGAGGCAGCAUUCAUGUUGUAACACAUCAUGUUGUGUAGACCAAGCAAUAGUGCAAUUAUUUUGUACCCAGUGUUAACCAUCACCACGCUUUAAUUCUGUUCACUGAACAGUUCUGACCCUGUGAUGUGAGAACCAGAUGUAAAUAUGAACUUGGUGUCUUUCAUGUUGUGUGUACAUUGAUAACUUCACUCAUUGCACAUUACUGUAGUUGAGGUAAAAAAGCUUUCAAAGUGUUUACUUGAAUAGAAGGCUAUGAACUGUUUGUUAAACUUUUUUCUAACACACAAUUUGUCUUUGCAUGCGAAAAGACGUUGUUCCAAUGAUUUGUAGGCUGUUGAACGUGGUUUUGUUACAGUGAGCAAUGAACCUGAGGUCUUAACGAAGUCCUUUGAAUUCUGAGGACCUUUUUUUGUAAACUUUCUAACACCUUGUGCUUAAGUGAAAA
This is a messenger RNA of Tachysurus vachellii, 3391 nucleotides long. RefSeq names its product hormonally up-regulated Neu-associated kinase (gene hunk). NCBI's taxonomy places the organism in Eukaryota, Metazoa, Chordata, Actinopteri, Siluriformes, Bagridae. Gene Ontology annotation, biological process: intracellular signal transduction; protein phosphorylation. Gene Ontology annotation, molecular function: protein serine/threonine kinase activity; ATP binding. The transcript has 9 exons. Gene Ontology annotation, cellular component: cytoplasm. Bases 222 to 2207 code for a protein of 661 amino acids. The record is from RefSeq and is a predicted model, not a curated record.